AUGUCAGCUUCCUCGGGCCUCCUUAUUCUUCACUCUUUGCUCUUCAGCGGCAAGGUCCGGAUCUCGGGCAGCAUCCUCAGGGUGUUCGUGCAGCUGGCCAACGUGGCCGUCACCAAGAUGGACGUGAAUAACCUGGCCACGGUGAUGGCCCCCAACUGCCUGCGCUGCCAGUCGGACGACCCACAGAUCAUCUUCGAGAACACCCGGAGGAGAUGUCCUUCCUGCGGUUUCCUGGAUGACACCAAAGUGAAGAACUUCAUCACUUGCUUCAAAGACGUGACCUUCCUCACGUUCUUCUUCACGCGGCUGGAGCCGAACCGCAGCGGCCGCUACGAGCGCGAAUUCCCGUUCGUGUCCCGCUGCGGCGCGGAGCGCAACCUCCUGCGCUGCGAGCACAGACCCAUCGUCUUCACCCGCCUCCUGCCCCCGGACGCCUCCUCCUCAGCCUCCUCCUGCUCCCGCCGCGCCGUGCUGUCGUUCUGCGGCGGCGGGGAGCGGCUGGCCGUGCCGUUCCGGCCCGAGGCGCUGGUGAUGCUGCCGGAGAACGGGCGCUUGUACCACCCGGCGCCGGGCCGGGCGGGGGGCGCGGGGCCGGUGCGCUCGGCGCUGGCUCUGGAGUGGGGGUCCCGCUUGGAGUACGAGCAGGGGCCGGAGCAGCCCCCGACUCACUUUUGGUGGGAGGGGAAGAGGUAUCGGCUCACGGGGGAGCUGGUCUCUGGCAAUUGA
This is a messenger RNA of Colius striatus (speckled mousebird), 726 nucleotides long. Its product is annotated as UPF0598 protein C8orf82 homolog. The transcript has 5 exons. The coding region runs from base 1 to 726 and encodes 241 amino acids. The record is from RefSeq and is a predicted model, not a curated record. NCBI's taxonomy places the organism in Eukaryota, Metazoa, Chordata, Aves, Coliiformes, Coliidae.